Molecule: messenger RNA, 2049 nt
Organism: Capsella rubella
Lineage: Eukaryota; Viridiplantae; Streptophyta; Magnoliopsida; Brassicales; Brassicaceae
Product: L-type lectin-domain containing receptor kinase S.4
Exons: 1
Coding region: 1-2049 (682 amino acids)
Biological process (GO): protein phosphorylation
Cellular component (GO): plasma membrane
Molecular function (GO): ATP binding; carbohydrate binding; protein kinase activity
Source: RefSeq, a predicted model, not a curated record
AUGGCUCAGACCUUUGUUUUCGUCUGGUUGCUACUCAUCUUCACACACUUAGUUUCAUCGCUACCGCAAGACUUCUCCUUCGUUGGCUUCAAAAACGCCUCACCGAAUCUAGUCAUAACCGGAGUGGCAGAGAUCGCCGGAACUGGAGCCAUCAGACUCACAACAGACACACAACGCGUGAUCGGUCACGCUUUCUACUCCUUACCAAUCCGGUUCAAGCCAAUCGGUGUAAACCGAGUUCAGUCUUUCUCCACGUCUUUUGCAAUCGCCAUGGUUCCAGAGUUUGUUACUCUUGGAGGCCACGGGCUUGCCUUCGCCAUCGCUCCGACUCCAGAUCUUAGAGGCUCUCUUCCUAGCCAGUACUUAGGCCUCUUGAAUUCAAGCAGAGUUAACUUCUCGAGCCACUUCUUCGCUGUGGAGUUUGAUACUGUCAGGGAUUUGGAGUUUGAGGACAUCAAUGAUAACCAUGUUGGAAUCGAUAUAAACAGUAUGGAGUCAAGUAUUUCGACUCCAGCUGGAUAUUUCCUUGCUAAUUCAACCAAAAAAGAGCUUUUCCUCGACGGUGGCAGAGUGAUUCAAGCUUGGAUUGAUUACGAUUCAAACAAGAAAAGGUUAGAUGUUAAGCUUUCUCCAUUCUCGGAGAAACCAAAGUUGUCUCUUCUCUCUUACAACGUUGAUCUGUCCUCUGUUUUGGGAGAUGAAAUGUAUGUUGGAUUCUCUGCUUCGACCGGUUUGCUAGCUAGUUCACAUUACAUCUUAGGUUGGAACUUUAACAUGAGUGGAGAAGCAUUGUCUCUGUCUUUGCCAACUCUCCCUCGGAUUCCCGGUUCAAUCAAGAAGAAGAAGAAGAGCACCGGUUUGAUAAUUGGAGUAUCUCUCUUCUGUUCCCUUCUGAUCAUCGCGGUUAUUGUAGCUGCAUCGUUGUUCUUAGUAAAAAAGGCUAAAGAUGAAGACAGAGUUGAAGAAUGGGAGCUUGAUUUUGGUCCGCAUAGAUUCUGUUACAGAGAGCUCAAGAAAGCUACGAAUGGUUUUGGGGACAAGGAGCUUCUUGGUUCUGGAGGAUUUGGUAAAGUGUACAAAGGAAAGCUCCCCGGUUCAGAAGAGUACGUAGCCGUCAAGAGAAUAUCUCAUGAGUCAAGACAAGGAGUACGAGAAUUCAUGUCUGAGGUCUCGAGCAUUGGUCAUCUCCGGCAUAGGAAUCUUGUUCAGUUGCUCGGUUGGUGUCGAAGGCGGGACGAUUUGCUUCUUGUCUAUGAUUUCAUGCCUAAUGGAAGCUUAGACAUGUACUUGUUCGACGAAAACCCUAAAGUUAUCUUGACUUGGAAGCAAAGAUUCAAAAUCAUAAAAGGGGUUGCAUCCGGUUUACUUUACCUACACGAAGGAUGGGAACAAACAGUUAUUCACCGCGACAUCAAAGCCGCUAACGUUUUGUUAGAUGGAGAAAUGAACGGGCGGGUGGGAGAUUUCGGUCUUGCUAAGUUAUAUGAGCAUGGAUCCAACCCGGGAACCACAAGAGUGGUUGGUACAUUUGGUUACUUAGCACCAGAACUCACAAAAUCCGGAAAAUUGACUACAAGUACAGAUGUUUAUGCAUUUGGAGCAGUUUUGUUAGAAGUAGCUUGCGGAAGAAGACCAAUCGAAACAAGUGCGUUACCGGAAGAGCUUGUAAUGGUUGAUUGGGUUUGGUCAAGGUGGCAAAGCGGAGACAUAAGAGAUGUUGUGGACAGGAGACUGAACGGUGAGUUUGAUGAAGAGGAAGUGGUUAUGGUGAUCAAAUUAGGCCUUCUCUGUUCGAACAACUCUCCAGAGGUUCGACCUACGAUGAGACAAGUGGUUAUGUAUCUCGAAAAGCAGUUUCCGUCGCCCGAUGUUGUCCCUGCACCAGACUUUUUAGAUGCAAAUGAUAGUAUGUGUCUUAACGAGGGGAGCGGUAAUGCAGGUGAGUUUGAGGAUUUUGUGGAUUCAGCUAGGUUUUACAGCGGACCUAAUAAAACUACUACUUCGUCCAUAUUCUCCUUCUCUGGUAAAACUAGAACUGAUCCAAGAUAA